Molecule: messenger RNA, 5167 nt
Organism: Lagenorhynchus albirostris (white-beaked dolphin)
Lineage: Eukaryota; Metazoa; Chordata; Mammalia; Artiodactyla; Delphinidae
Product: cathelicidin-6-like
Exons: 4
Coding region: 4397-5167 (256 amino acids)
Biological process (GO): innate immune response; defense response to Gram-positive bacterium; defense response to Gram-negative bacterium
Cellular component (GO): extracellular region
Molecular function (GO): lipopolysaccharide binding
Source: RefSeq, a predicted model, not a curated record
UGUGAUUGGCCUAAGGUUUACAGAAUACAUCUGUAAUUAAUUGCAUCUGUAUUCAAUAAUAUAUCACUUCAACAUGGAGUGGAAGGAGCUUCCCACAAUGCACUGACAACAUUGUCCAGUGUUUUCACGUGUAGGUGAUGUUUUGUUGGUUGGGAAGCCAAAGGUUUCCAUCUGAUGCCUCUGCCUUGUGUGUUAUCAACAGUGCAGGAGUGACUGAAAAAUAACAAUACUCAGAGGCUAGUUUCAACUUUCAAGUUUCUUGACACCAUGAGGGUGAAUCCACAAAACUGAAUCCCUCCAGCAAAGUGAAAUUGCUGCCUUUUGCAAAGUAACGAACUUAAUGCUCCUGGUACUAGGACUACCCCUGUGCCAAACUUGAAAUGCCUAUUAAAACCUAGCCCUUUUUGGUCUUGUAGUAGAAAAAGCCACACUCCACGGGGCUCUGACCCUAUGCACUCCUAAUGAGAUCUUUGAACACUUCUCUCCAGGCAAGGGUGGUGCUUCAGGCUGUCUUUUUUAGGUUGUAAACGUGCUGCUUCAGGACUUUCCUGGUGGUCCAGUGGUUAAGACUCUGCUCUUCCGAUGCAGUGGGCACGGGUUUGAUCCCUGGUCGGGGAAGUUCCACAUGCCAUUCGGUGUGGGGAAAAAAAAAGUGACUUAAUCCAACUAUAAUGCAGUUAAUUAAAAAAUAUAUUUUAAAAAAAGGUGCCGUUUCAGCCAACACUGGCCUUACCAUGUCCUUUAAAUUAAUCUGUGUUGUUUCAUUUGGUGGACGUUGCACACAGUCAGGUAGAUGAUCUUGCUGAAUGGCUGUAGAGAUAGAGGUUUUAGGAUGACCACUACCUCUGACUGUGAGGGGUGCUGCCACCAGGGAAAAGCCACGGUUAGGAUGGUGACAUUGGGACAAGUGCACAGUGGGAGUCCUCGAGGCUCCCCUGCACAGCCACAUGGUGGCAGCAAAGCAGUUUAGAAGAGAGGGGUGGACUGGCCAGGAGAUCACCGCACGCCAGCUGUGGACACACAAGUGCUUAAAGAAAGCAACCAGCAGGCUGUACAGACUGCCUCCCGCUCAGGCCAAUUUGUCCUAAAGAGCCUUUCCAAUGACAAGUGUUGGGGACUGAGAAUUAUGCAGCCUGGAAUGGGAUACUACCGCCUAUUCAGGAGGCAUCACUAGCUUGUUAUUGGGCAUUAGUGGAUGUUAAGAGCCUAACAGAGAAACACCCCUAUCAUGGGAAGGGUGAGAAAUGAAAACCCCAACAAAAUGACUAUUUCCCAGAGAAGAGGUAAACGGGGUAUUUGGAACAAAACAUCUAGACGGAAACGUGGCUGGUCACGUUCCAGAUGUGGCUCUCUCAGAUGUGGGGUCUGUGUCAGAGCUUCCUGGGGACUUUGGUCCACCCAGGUUCCUGAAGAUGCCUGAUCCUUCAAGGCUGAAUCAGCUAAGUUAAAGACAAAUGUGUGGGCUGUGCCACUGCAGCUGCUCAGCCUCAGAGACAUCUGUUUACACCUGUGCAUGAACAAGGGCCUGCUGUUCAGAGUCUCUGACCCUCACCUCCAAUUUCAGAUGGGAGGAAUUUCUCCAUGGGGGAGAGGAGGGCCUUCUGUGCAACUGUAAGAAAUCUUCCAUUUUACAGACAAAGAGAAGGAGGGGCAGCUGGUGAAAGUCUGGUUUAAGUUGACAUAGGUGGUCAACAGGUUGGGCAGAGGCCGCAACCGGGGGACCGGAAGCCAGGGCACUCAGCCCUGGCCCUGCUCCUUCUCUUAACCACUCUGCUCUGUUUGCCUGGAAGUCCUGGGCUCUGGGGCUGGGAUGAGGAUGUGUCUAAACACAGGUGAGGCUGUGCUUUGUCCAAUUGGGUGUUUUAAGUGCAGAGCAUGAUGGGAAAGGAUGGCUGGCUCAACCAGACUGGGCAGGGAAAUAGAGGGGAGCUGGGAAAGGUGGGAGCCCCAGAUUGGGGACAAGGUGGUGACAACACUCUUGCAGCAGCGUCUGCAGGAGCCUCUGCUCCCAUCUCUUGGCUGGUGUGUCCUCUGUUGGGUUAGGAGGGGGCGUGGGGAGAGUGCCCAGGGCCCAGCCUGACCAUCUCAGGGCACAGCUACUGUGGCCUCAGAGAUCCUCCCUCUCUUAAUGCUGCUCCUUUAUCCACCCCCCCACCCCAUGCUUCCCUCUCCCCCUGCUUCUCUCUCUCUCUCUCUAAGCAAGAGCCUGGAGAGAGAACUGCAGGAAAAUGGAGCCACGUGGGUUUCUCUAGGUCAUUGUAGCUGGAUUCACUCUCCCUUGCUGCUGAGAGUUCCACCAGAGCAGAGUAUUUGCAAGGAAGUCACAGCUAGUGAGAGGCAAACCAAGAAUUCAAACACAUAUCGGCCUGACUCCAGAGUCUAAGGACCUGGGUAGCCCUGGGGACGGCUUUUUGGCCUCUUGAUACUAACAGCUGCUCUUAAUGGAGCAUCAGUUAUAGGCCAGUUGCUCCCAAGGUCUUUCCGAGGGUUGACUCCUUUAUCAGACCUUGUCCUUGAACAACCGGUUGCCUGUACCCAUGGAAGGAUGGGGAACGGGACCUCAGUCCUAAGGUUUAGGAAAUGCAAUGGUGCAGAGGCAGGAAAGCAAAGGGAGGAUUACAGACACCCAGUAACCAUGUGUAUUGCUAAUUAUUUGCUACUGUAAUCACCUUCUUUUCCUCCCUUGACUUGGGGAAAGGACACAGCUUGACCAAGAGGCCACUGGGGCAACACCUGGACUGUGAAACCAGGUUGCACAGAAGCCCACCUCUCCUUCCUUCUCCAAGGCUGAGUGCGCAACCAGCGCCAUCCUUCCCGGUUGCCACCUUCUGAGGUGCCCUGGCCAUGGCCCCAAGAGUCCCGCAGGCCGGCUGAGUCCAGGAGCUACCCCAGGCCUCACAACCACAUGGUUAUUCCUCCAGAAAACUGUACAAGAAUCUCCUUCUUGGCCUGUGGCCCCUCUAUUGCUUUGGCCCAUGAUCUUUCCGGCUGUGUUCUCACCAACUCCCACACUGACCCCCCAGCCUGGUGUCUCAUCCACAGCACUGGACAGGGAGCCACCUGGGGUCAAAUCAGAAGAGACUUCCUGAGGCUGUGGGAGCCAAGAGGAGGAGGUGCCAUUCUGGAUGGAGGUCAGGAAAGCCUUCCCCAGGCGGAAGGGCAGGGCAAGCAGAGGGACCAGGCGCAGAGAUAGGGAAGAGCAGGGGCUCAGCGCUGUCUGGGUGGCUGCGGUGGAUGGGGCAGCCUGACACCUGAGGCCUGCAGGGCAGGGGCUGAGGACAGCAGGGAGCAUCCAGACCCAGACCCCGAUGCCCCUGCCUCAAGGCAGCGGGGGAAAUGGCCCAAUCAGUGCUUGGCCUGAGCCCCUAGACAAUGGUGUGGAGGGCGGACAGUGGUCUGGGGAGAGCCUGGAACCAGAGAAGGUGGAGUGUGGAGGCUGUGGCUACACUUGAGAGGAGAGAAGACGGUGGUAGGAGCUGGGCUGGGCUGGUGGGAGGCCAGAGGGAGUGUCCUCAGGAGGAAGAAGGAGCAGGUGGGGCUCCCAGGCUUUCAGCUCAGGGCUCCUGCGGCGGCACCCAGCCAACAGCAGCCAACAGCUCAGUGCGGACAACCAGGGGCACUCAUGGGAGUCUUGAGCUCAGAGAUAGAGACCAGUGAUGUGUGUCCCUGAUAACUGGUGUCUUGAGAAGGGGUGUCCCCAGGAAUGUGUGAGGACUGGGAGGAGAAGCAGCCCGGAUGCAGCUGUGCCAGCCCUGCCUCUUAGGAGGAGGGUCCUUGGAGGAGACCGAGCAGGAGCCACGGGGGAGGCAGGAGGCCACCCAGGAGAGUGGCAGCAGGGGACAAUCGGGCAGGGGCCAUUUCAGGAGGACAGAGGCGUCUCUAGAGUCCGUAUAGUUGAAGACAAGGCUUGAGGGUGAAUUUGGAUCCAGUGAGGACUGGCCAGCCUGCAGUGGCCUUGAGUGUGAGAGGCGGCACUGAAUUGGGGUCCCAGUGCAGAUGACCCCUCCCAUGCUUGGUUGAGGAGGGGUCAGGGGGGCAGGCCAUGUCUGGUGGGGACCCGUGGAGAACUAUUUAACCGAGAAAACAGUGAGGAUGAAUCCAGGACAGGAGACAGAGGGAGCCAAGCCCCUGACUGGCUGAGGGCUGGGCCCAAAAGACAAGAUGGUGUGGGGUUGACUGUCUGCCUAGGGUUUGGCUAGGUGUGUAAGGCUCUAGAAGGAGCUGGUACAGUCAUCCACUCAUCGACAUUAACUGAUGACUACUCUGUGCCAGACAGUGCCUAGAGGAGGAGAUUGAGUGCUGAAUACACUCCUUUACCCUAUUCCUGAGGAGACCAGAGUGUGGAGGCAGAGGGGACGUAAGACAGAGCCUGGUCUUCCCUCUCCUGGAGGACUCAAUGCUCUUGAGCAACCCUGCCUAUGACACUCCCCAUGGGCCCCAGGAGAGGCCAAGACGUUGUCAGGGAGAUGGAGAAACCAUUUCUUCACCUUCCACAGGAGGCCUCCCGCUCCCACUGCCCAGCAAUCCCGUGAGGCAACAGCAGGGGCUGAGGCAAGUCCAGCUCACAGCCGGGGAGGAGAUCAGGGAUGGGGCAGGUCAGGAAGACGCGUGGUUGGGCCAUUGCAUCAGGCCCAGGUGGGGCAUAAAGGAGGGUCCUGUGUGCUGGGAGGAGGCCGACUUGGGGACCAUGGAGACUCAGAGGGCCAGCCUCGCCCUGGGGCGGUGGUCACUGUGGCUACCGCUGCUGGGACUAGUGGUGCCCUCGGCCAGCGCCCAGGCCCUCAGCUACAGGGAAGCUGUGCUUCAUGCUGUGGAUCGUCUCAACGAGCGGUCCUCAGAAGCUAAUCUCUACCGCCUCCUGGAGCUGGACCCGCCUCCCAAGGCCGAUGGUGACCCGGACACCCCGAAGCCUGUAAGCUUCACAGUGAAGGAGACCGUGUGCCCCAGGACAUCGCAGCAGCCCCAGGAGAAUUGUGACUUUAAGGAGAAUGGGCUGGUGAAACAGUGUGUGGGGACAGUCACUCUGGACCAGGUCAAGGGCCAAAUGAACAUCACCUGCGAUGAGCUGCAGAGUGUUGGGAGAUUUAGGCGGCUGCGUCACAGGAUCGGAAGAGUUUUGUCGAAAAUUGGUCGGAUAGUUGGCCCACUAACCAGGAUUUUGGGGUAA